AUGUCCCAAUACCUCGACGAACAGACGCCCCACCUGCGGCACCUCCACGCCCAACUCGCCCUCCCCUCCUCCGACCUCGACGCCGACCUCGCAAGGAUAGAACAGGCCAUCAAGCAGGUUAUCACGGGUAUCAUCCGGGAGAGGGAGGCGCAGGUGGAUGUGUUGAAAGAUGAUAUAGAGGGGCGGAAGAGGGAUGUGGCGGGGCUGGGGAGGGCGGUGGGGGAGAGAGGGAGGAGGGGAGGGGAGGUUGGGAGGAGGGAGGGGGAGGAAGGGGAAGGGGAGACGUUGCCGAGGCAGUUGGAACGGCUUGACGAACAAGCAGAUCAACUCAAACGAAUAUACGACGAACGCCUGGCGCAUGUGCAAACGCAACACCAAACCCUCUCCCACCUCUCCACCCUGCUCGGCCCGCCAUUCCAACCUCCAGCGCCUUUACAGCCCAUAGCGUCGUCUUCGAAAUCCUAUCAACAUCAACAUCAACAUCAACAUACAGAGGGUGAAGCGGGGGUGGAGAGGGAGAGGAAGAAGCCGAGGGAGACUAUAGCGCAGGCUAUAGCGAAUGGACAUCAACACCAGACACAAGGGAAAGGGCAGGGGGGGGAGAAGGGGGUGUGGUAUGAUGUGGGCGAAGGGGUAUCGGACGAACUCGAUACCGCCGAAACCCGCCGAAAGAACCUCUGUCAAGCGUUCUUCAACCUCACAUGGCUGCACUCAGAGUUGGCUCUACCGCCGAUACCCACCUCCACCCCACACCUCUUCCCUUCCCACCUCCUCCCCCCCUAUGAAGAAGAAGAAUCCCCAGGCCUGUACGCCUCCUACGAAAAACUCCUCCACCGGUUGAUAUCCCAAAACCCCCUCCCGCCGGGGGAGAGCGAAGAUUGGCCCGAAGUCGACUCCCUCGAGGGGAUGGAAGAUAUAGAGCCGGAAAUUCCCCUGAUCGAGUGGGUGGAUGAAGUGACAGAGUUGUGGGCGGGGUUGAAAGAGGAGCAUGAGGGGAGGAUACAGGAGAUGUACAAUCUCGUGGAGCCUUUAUGGACGAAAUUGGAGGUGGAUCAGGAGACGAUGGAUUGUUUUGUGGAGAUGAAUAGGGGGAGUGGGGAUGCUACUAUUGCUGCUUACGAAGCCGAAUACUCACGCCUCCUCGACCUCCGCCGCGCCUCCCUCUCAUCCUUCAUCCUCUCCGCCCGAUCCACCAUCUCCACCCUCCACUCCACCCUCAUCUACUCCCCCCCCGAAAUCGCCCUCUUCCCCGCCCUCCUCGACGAAAACUACACCGAAGACCUCCUCGCCCUGCACGAGCAAGAAAUCCAACGCCUAGAAGAAGAAGUAGAAGGGAAGAGAGAGUUGUUGCCAAAGACGAGGGAAUGGUUUACGCUUGUGGGGGAGGAGGAGGAGUUGGAGAAAAAUGCGAUGGAUCCGGGGAGGUUUUCGAGGAGGGGGGGUGCUAUGUUGAGAGAGGAAAAGUUGAGGAAGAGGGUGAAUUUGCUGAAACCGAAAAUUGAACAAGAACUCUUGACGCUGUUGCCGAGGUGGGAAGAAGACAAUGGACGGCCGUUCAUGGUUGCUGGGGAGCGGGUGGUGGACAAGAUACAGAUGGCGUUGGAGGAGAAGGAGAUGGCGAAGGAGGCUAAGAAGCGCGCCAAACAAGGUCUAGGCCCCCUCCCAUCAACCUCUUCUCCCUCCUCUGCUUCUGCUUCUUCUUCGGCAAGACCACUGGUACCGUCAAGGACGGUACGCGCUACACCAGCACCAGCCGGCCGUUCGACAUCGACACGCGCUACAGCCACAGCCCAAUCGACGGCGAUGUCUGAGAGACAAGUAUUAGGGAAGAGGGGUGCGCCGGGGCCUACGCCGACGGGACAUGGGAUGGCCAAGCGGACGAGGGGAGAGGCGCCUUCUGCGGGGGUUGGUAUAGGCACGGGCACGGGGGCAGGAGCAGGAGCAGGGAGUAUGCGUCCACCCCAAAAAUCGGGGAGGUCUGUAUCAACAUCAACAUACCACCGCCCCACCGCCUUGCACAACCAUCACAACCAGAGUGCUGCCUCGCCGACACCGUUCCAUGGCCAUGGUACCGUCCGGUCCGUUUCUGGGCCGCAUCAUUCAUCGACGACGACGGCGACGGCUGGGGGGAUGGGGAUGAUGAUGACUGGCAAAAAGACUGGUUUAGGAUUGGGGGGAUUGGGAUUGGGGGAUGGGAGAAGGCCCGGUGCGGCGGCGGCUGGGAUGGGGGUGGCGGGGAGGAGGAAGAGUUUCAAGCCUAGGGCUAGUGUGGCGCCGCCUUCCUUGGGCGCUGGGGCCGGUGGGGGUGCUGGAGGUUUGGGAGGAUGGAGAGAAGAGGAUGGGAAUGGGGAUGGGGAUGGUGGGGAUGAUGAUGUGUUUUGA
Molecule: messenger RNA, 2382 nt
Organism: Cryptococcus wingfieldii CBS 7118
Lineage: Eukaryota; Fungi; Basidiomycota; Tremellomycetes; Tremellales; Cryptococcaceae
Exons: 7
Coding region: 1-2382 (793 amino acids)
Biological process (GO): mitotic spindle midzone assembly; microtubule cytoskeleton organization
Cellular component (GO): spindle; cytoplasm; mitotic spindle midzone
Molecular function (GO): microtubule binding
Source: RefSeq, a predicted model, not a curated record